AUGGCGGAUAGAUACAUAGCCGGUGCAAAUGGCUACAUAGCCAGUAGGCAUAGCGACCAAGCUAGGGCCUUUGCGGCCGUAGAAUGUGCCACGACUGUCACCAUGCCACCCACGAGUACCAUGGAUAUGCCCACCACUACCAUGGCAAUGACAGCGGCCCCCUCCGCCAUCACCAGUAUCCUCUACGACACCAAACAUCAUAAAGCCAUCAUCGUUGCCACAGAUGGAUGUUAUGAGUACCACAUGACACACCAGGACAUGCUUGACCAUGCCGGAAACUCAGCUGCCCUUGAGCAAAGGAUAACAGAAGCCUUCAACAGCAGAACAGGCGCCCAAGAGAUGGGACAUAACCACAUCAACCACAUGACAAGUGCGAUCGUUAACGCAUGCGCAGCGUUGCCUGUCUACAGUUUGGCUUAA
This is a messenger RNA of Mya arenaria, 420 nucleotides long. RefSeq lists its product as uncharacterized. The record is from RefSeq and is a predicted model, not a curated record. The transcript is spliced from 4 exons. NCBI's taxonomy places the organism in Eukaryota, Metazoa, Mollusca, Bivalvia, Myida, Myidae. The coding region runs from base 1 to 420 and encodes 139 amino acids.